GAGAGAGAGAGAAUAGGUGUGUGCUCAGGCUCUGGGUGCCUCUGUCUGGCUGCUGAGGCUGAGAUGGGAGCGAGCGGCUGGCUCGGCUGGCGGUGGCUCCAGACCACACUUUCGUAGAACAAUCACGAGCGAAAAUUGCCGUGGGAGGGGGGGAGGAGGAGGAGGAGGAGGCGGCGAUUUUUUCUUGUGCCCCCCUUCUAACGCUUCUUUUCUCCUUUUCUCUUUCCCCCUCACCCCGUCUUCCCCUCCUCCCGUCCUCCCUCGCCCCGCAUGCUCCCGGCUUGCCGCCUGCAGGAUGAGUUCCACCCGUUCAUCGAGGCGCUGCUGCCUCACGUCCGCGCCUUCUCCUACACCUGGUUCAACCUGCAGGCCCGGAAGCGCAAGUACUUCAAGAAGCACGAGAAGCGGAUGUCGAAGGACGAGGAGCGCGCGGUGAAGGACGAGCUGCUGGGCGAGAAGCCCGAGAUCAAGCAGAAGUGGGCAUCCCGGCUGCUGGCCAAGCUGCGCAAAGACAUCCGGCCCGAGUUCCGAGAGGACUUUGUGCUGACCAUCACGGGCAAGAAGCCCCCCUGCUGCGUGCUCUCCAACCCCGACCAGAAGGGCAAGAUCCGGCGGAUUGACUGCCUGCGCCAGGCCGACAAGGUGUGGCGGCUGGACCUGGUCAUGGUGAUUUUGUUUAAGGGGAUCCCCCUGGAAAGUACUGAUGGGGAGCGGCUCUACAAGUCGCCCCAGUGCUCGAACCCCGGCCUCUGCGUCCAGCCACAUCACAUUGGAGUCACAAUCAAAGAACUAGAUCUUUAUCUGGCUUACUUUGUCCACACUCCAGAAUCCGGACAAUCAGAUAGUUCAAACCAGCAAGGAGAUGCGGACAUCAAACCACUGCCCAACGGGCACUUAAGUUUCCAGGACUGUUUUGUGACUUCCGGGGUCUGGAAUGUGACGGAGCUGGUGAGAGUAUCACAGACUCCUGUUGCCACAGCAUCAGGGCCCAACUUCUCACUGGCGGACCUGGAGAGUCCCAGCUACUACAACAUAAACCAGGUGACCCUGGGGCGGCGGUCCAUCACCUCCCCUCCUUCCACCAGCACCACCAAGCGCCCCAAGUCCAUCGAUGACAGCGAGAUGGAGAGCCCCGUCGAUGAUGUCUUCUAUCCUGGCACAGGCCGCUCCCCAGCAGCUGGCAGCAGCCAGUCCAGUGGGUGGCCCAACGAUGUGGAUGCAGGCCCGGCUUCUCUAAAGAAGUCAGGAAAGCUGGACUUCUGCAGUGCCCUCUCCUCUCAGGGCAGCUCCCCGCGCAUGGCUUUCACUCACCACCCGCUGCCUGUGCUUGCUGGAGUCAGACCAGGGAGCCCUCGGGCCACAGCAUCAGCGCUGCACUUCCCCUCCACGUCCAUCAUCCAGCAGUCGAGCCCGUAUUUCACGCACCCGACCAUCCGCUACCAUCACCACCACGGGCAGGACUCGCUGAAGGAGUUUGUGCAGUUUGUGUGCUCGGACGGCUCGGGCCAGGCUACCGGACAGCCCAACGGUAGCGGCCAGGGCAAAGUCCCGGGGUCAUUUUUGCUACCGCCGCCGCCUCCAGUGGCCAGACCUGUGCCCCUUCCUAUGCCUGAUUCCAAAUCCACCAGCACUGCCCCAGACGGCGCCGCCUUGACUCCUCCAUCACCUUCAUUCGCAACGACAGGCGCCUCCUCUGCCAACCGGUUUGUCAGCAUCGGACCCCGGGACGGCAACUUUCUGAACAUCCCACAGCAGUCUCAGUCCUGGUUCCUCUGAUAAGAUCGACAGAAGAAAUGACAAAAUGUAAAGAAGAGGUUCCUCAAACGGGGGGAGAAGAAAUUUUGAGACGUGGAAAAAUCCCCCAGCCCAGCCCCACCGAAAAAGCAAAAAUUAGACGUCGUCAGCCACUCAGCCCUUCUCUCCUCCAGCCCGGGGACCCCUGCAGGCCCCCAGAAGCAGCCCAGUUCUCGGAGAGCCCUCAGAAGAGGUCUCGGUGGAGCUGUGCACCAGCAGCCAAGCAGAAAGAAACAUGCAAAACGGACUCUGUUAAGUAGAGGACAGAAAGAAAGAAAGGAUGCGGCAGAACUGCCUUUCUCCCCUCCCUACCCCGCCCCAACCUUCCGGGGAAGGAACAAAAUCAACCCAACAAAGCAACCAGCACGGUUCGAAAGGGCCUCUCCUCCACCGUCACCCUUCCUAGGGGAACCCCACCCCCAACUCAGUCCGGGAGCUUCACUAGGGAGCUCAGAGGACAAGCUUGUACAAAUGACGGGGUGCAGAUCCAGAGGGUUCUCCCUCCAGACUCUGCCUCCUCCCUGCCUGUCUCCCUCUCUCCCAACCCCCUCCCCACCCCCACUGCCUUGGCCUCUGGCUUCUCCCCGCCCCCCCCCCC
Panthera uncia (snow leopard) is the source of this 2392-nucleotide messenger RNA. RefSeq names its product nuclear factor I X (gene NFIX). The record is from RefSeq and is a predicted model, not a curated record. Gene Ontology annotation, molecular function: DNA-binding transcription factor activity, RNA polymerase II-specific; RNA polymerase II cis-regulatory region sequence-specific DNA binding. Bases 271 to 1776 code for a protein of 501 amino acids. Gene Ontology annotation, biological process: regulation of transcription by RNA polymerase II. The transcript has 10 exons. Gene Ontology annotation, cellular component: nucleus. Lineage: Eukaryota; Metazoa; Chordata; Mammalia; Carnivora; Felidae.